Molecule: messenger RNA, 3948 nt
Organism: Penicillium canescens
Lineage: Eukaryota; Fungi; Ascomycota; Eurotiomycetes; Eurotiales; Aspergillaceae
Product: ankyrin repeat domain-containing protein
Exons: 1
Coding region: 1-3948 (1315 amino acids)
Cellular component (GO): cytoplasm
Molecular function (GO): protein binding
Source: RefSeq, a predicted model, not a curated record
AUGCUAUUAUUGAAUAUUCGGGAUCAAGUGACAGGUGGCCAGUGGGGUACCAAACCUCUACCGGCAGGCAUCACGAGUGGUUCCUUAGAGGCUGAGAUAAGCCUGAAGAGAAACCGCAAUCAUAGCAACGAAGUGUUGCGUCUGCAUCGGGCAGCAUCGGGGGGUAAUGUUGAUGUUAUUCGCCAACUGUUACGUGAAUCUCCAUGGCUGGCUUUCCAUAGAGACGACAAUGACAGAGUUCCAUUGAACUGCGCAGCCGAGCACGACCAGACAGAGGCUCUAAAGGCGCUGCUUCACCACACUCCAUUUGCCAUGGGAGACAGAACUGGUCGAACGGCUCUGCAUUGGAGCGUCUUGAACGGCAACGAGGAAGCCGUUACGCUCCUGCUUAGCAAGAUCUCCAUUCUGGACCCGACCAACGACUUCCACAAGGCUGUCUCGUUGCAAGGGAAAACACCAACGGUAAGGCUGAUGUCGGAUCAUGCUUGGGUCGAUUGGCAGACGGUGUCAGGAGACACGGCGUUGCAUCUGGCAGCCGGUCAUCAGUCAUCCCAAAUCUUAUCUUUGCUAGCCAAGGUAUGUGACCUCACGAUUAAAAACACCAAGGGCGAUACCGCUCUUCGAACAGCUUUCUUAGGUAAACACGAACAUCAUGCCAAGCUUCUCCUUAGGGAAAUGGCAAGGCGGGAUGUAAAGUGGGCCUGCGAAUCUAGUACUCUGGAUAUCGUACAAACUUGGCCAGACAACAGACAGUCGUGGAAUGGCAAUGUGUUGUGCUGGGCCGUGUCCAAUGGCUUUGAAAGGGUCACAAAAUGGAUUCUUGAUGCUAUGCCUAUACUUGCCUUUGUCGCUCGGGAUACUGGUGGGAGGACAGCCUUACAGGCCGCGGCAGAGCAAGGCCAUCUUGAAAUCGUCAAACUAUUGCUACAUAACGGAGCAGAUUCCAAUGCUCCUCCCGGUCCCUCCUAUCCACGAACUGCUCUUCAGGCGGCAGCAGAGCAGAACCAUAUUGAAACGGCCCGGCUGCUGCUGGAUUGUGGAGCAGACAUCAAUGCCCCUGCUGCACCGAAUGGGGGCCGAACCGCCCUACAAGCUGCAGCGGGUCAGGGCCAUUGGGAGAUGGUUAAGCUGCUUUACUCAAGGGGAGCGGAAGUAAACGCCUUGCCUAGUCGCAACUAUGGUCUCACGGCCCUCCAAGCCGCGGCCAAGAAUGGCAAUUUGGACAUAGUCAACUUCCUACGAUCGAAAGGGGGAAAGGUCAAUGCCCCAGCCGGACCAGCUAAUGGCCGGACGGCCAUUCAGGCCGCAGCAGAAGAGGGAAAUUAUGAAAUGGUAAAACGGCUCUUCGCUAAUGGUGCCAGAGUCAAUGCCUCGCCCGCAGGGACCUUUGGUCUCACGGCCCUCCAAGCCGCAGUCAAGAAUGGCCAUUUCGACAUAGUCGACUUUCUACGAUCAAAAGGGGCAAAGGUCAACGCCCCAGCCGGGUCUGCUAAUAGCCGGACGGCCAUUCAGGCCGCAGCAGAGCAGGGAAAUUCUGAAAUGGUAAGACGGCUCUUCGCUAAUGGUGCCAGAGUCAAUGCGUCGCCCGCAGAGACCUUUGGUCGAACGGCCCUUCAAGCUGCGGUAGAACAGGGCGACUAUGAAUUGAUCGAGCUGCUUCUCAAGUUUGGCGCAGAUAUCAAUGCUGCGCCUGGAAAGAGCUUUGGCCGGACAGCCGUUCAGGCUGCAGCAGAGCAGGGUGACUGUGGAAUCAUUGAGCUUCUUCUCAGUUAUGGAGCGGAUAUCAAUGCCUCGCCCGGGGACAUUUGUGGUCGAACCGCCCUGCAAACUGCAGCAGAGCAAGGGUUUCUAGAGGUGGUGAGGUUGCUUCAGUGCAGGGGCGCACACGUGAAUGCCUCAUCAGGAAAGGUCUUUGGCCGAACGGCCCUUCAAGCUGCAGCGGAGCAGGGCUAUCUUGAGAUGGUCAAGCUACUACUGUCCUAUGGAGCAGAAGCCAACGCCUUGCCAGGUGCUAGCUUUGGUCGAACAGCCCUCCAGGCCGCGACAGAACAGGGCCACCAUGAAAUGGUCCAAUAUCUGAUUGGAUGCAAAGCGAACGUCAACGGCUUGCCUGGCCUGAAACAUGGCCGAACCGCUCUUCAGAUUGCUGCCGAACAGGGAGACUUUGAUAUGCUCAAGCUGCUCUACUCUCAUGGGGCGGACGUCAAUGCCGCGCCGGGAGAGAAUUGUGGCCGAACGGCAAUUCAAACCGCCGCAGAGCUGGGCCACUAUGAAGUGAUUGAGCUGCUUCUUUCAUAUGGAGCGGACGUCAACGGCCCGCCGGGUCUUACUUACGGUCGAACCGCCAUUCAAGCGGCCGCAGAACGGGGAGAUCUCGAGAUGGUCAGGCUGCUUUACUCUCAUGGGGCGGACGUCAAUGCCGCGCCGGGAGAGAAUUCUGGCCGAACAUCAAUUCAAGCUGCGGCAGAACAGGGCCACUAUGAAAUGAUCAAGCUGCUCCUUUCUUAUGGCGCGGACAUCAACGCCUCGGCUGGUCCUGCUUGCGGCCGAACAGCCCUUCAAGCUGCAGCAGAGCAGAGCUAUCUUGGAAUCGUCAAAUUGCUGCUUUCAUUCAAUGCCGACAUUAAUGCCCCUCCUGGAGCCACCUACGGCCGAACGGCCCUCCAAGCUGCAGCAGAGCAGGGACAUGUUGACAUGGUUGCCCUGCUACUUGAAGACAGAGUAACGAGCGACCCUACCCUUGGACCGGGGACCGGUCGACGAGGCGUUCAAGAGGUAGUACAGCAGGGUGGUGUUAAGCAGGCCGAAUCGGCUACUUCAUGUCAAGUUGACAUUAAUGCCCCGCCUGGAGCCACCUACGGCCGAACGGCCCUCCAAGCCGCCGCAGAGCAGGGUCACCUUGUGAUGGUCUGCCUCCUCAAAUCUGCUGGGGCAGAUGUAAAUGCCUCGCCUGGAAAGAUCUUUGGCCGAAUGGCGCUUCAAGCUGCAGCAGAGCAGGGUCAUAUUGAUGUGGUCAACUUUUUGCUUGAAAAAAAGGCAAACAUCAAUGCUCUGCCUGACUCCGCAUACGGCAGAACAGCACUUCAAGCCGCAGCAGAGCAGGGUAAAGUUGAAAUGGUAAAGCUGCUUCUGGAACAUGGAGCAGACUGUAAUGCGUCGCCCGCAUAUGACAACGGCCGAACCGCGCUUCAAGCUGCAGCAGAGCAGGGCCACCUCAAGAUUGUGAGUAUUUUACUAAACACUGACGCAGUUACUAAAGCCAAUGUUGAUGCGUCACCUGCGCCUAUCAAUGGCCGAACUGCCCUUCAGGCAGCGGUAGCACAAGGCCAUCACCAGAUAGCCAGGCUGCUUAUUUCUAAAGGGGCAAACAUGAAUGCCGCCCCGGCCCCUACCAAAGGCAGAACAGCCCUUCAGGCGGCAGCAGAGCGAGGCGAUCUUACUAUGGCAGAGCUGCUUCUCCGUGAUACAAACCCACAAGGGCGAAUCGCGCAGAUCAAUGCGGCCCCUGCUGCUUUCUACGGUCGGUCGGCUCUUCAGGCUGCAGUAGAGGAGGGUCAUGUUCAGAUGGUAAAGCUGCUCUAUGCUAGGGGAGCAAAGGUAAACGCCUCACCCGGGCAGAAUCACGGCCGAACAGCGCUUCAGGCAGCAGCGGAACAGGGCCAUCUAGAAAUUUUACAGCUCUUGCUUUCCUACGGGGCAGAAGUCAAUGCGCCGGCUGGAAUCUUCGACGGCCGCACGGCACUUGAAGCGGCAGCGGAGCAGGGACAUAUUCAGGUUGUUCGCAUGCUUUUGUUUCAUGGAGCAGACAUCCAUGCCUCAACCGCCCGGAAGGGUAGUAGAAGCGCCCUCCGAGCCGCAGCCGAUGAGGGACAUCUUGAGAUCGAGCGAAUGCUGCUUCUUGCCGAUAAAGGGGAAAGGAACGAUCGAUGUACUCCUUACCUUAGCUAG